CUGUACAGAACAGGGAAAUUGAAGCAUGAAUCAUUUCUGUUCACAACACUGUAUUUGGUCCAUUCAUUCAACGUUUUACUGUAAUUUCUAGCUUGCGUCAGAUAAAAUCCGUAGGUUUGGUUGGAUUGAAAGUACAUUUGUUUUAAAACAUGCUUCGCAAAAGGACAGCAGCUUCAGAUGACAGUGUAAGAAGCCCAAAAGUUGAUAAAAACAAGGCACCGAGCACUGAUGAAGGUGCUGGCGGUGAGAAUAACAAGGGAAUAUGGUCCACCUUUACUUCCGUAGGAAAAGUUUUGCUCCUCAUCAUAUUCGUCCCCCCCUUUCUGAAUUAUGCAUCAUUACAGCGAGAGGGACAAAUGCUUCAGCCUAAAGGGGCUCUAUCAGUAGAUAUUGGUCUAGGUCAGAAGAUAAUCCUAAUGUGCAAAGGAAAGGGGCAACCUGUUGUAAUGCUGGAUUCUCCUACCGGUAUGUCAUCUGAUGUUUGGUUCCACUUACAGGAAGAAAUUUCACAUGUAACAAAGGUAUGCACAUACGACAGGGUCGGCCUUGGAUUCAGUAAACGGGCCAUUCAGAACGAAACCACUGGAAUGGAGAAAGUCUGGGGACCGUCAACAACCGGAAGAAUGGUAGAUGACCUACAUCGUCUCAUCAAAUCAGCUGAGAUUGCCACGCCUCUCAUCCUGGUGGGGUCCGAACUGGGCACGCUCAAUGGGAGAUUCUACAGCCACAUUCACGAUUCGGAGGUGUUGGACCUCGUGCUCAUCGAUCCCAUCCCAGAGGACCUCUUUCAGGAGGAUCAGUGGUGGCAGUACUGGUACACACAGUUGGUGCCCUCCCUCCAGGUCCUGCAGUUCUCUGCAGCCACUGGGCUGAAUAGGAUGUUCAUUAUCCUGGGUCUGAUGGAGCCGGCCAUGAAGGGGGAGGGGGUCCCUGAGGACCUGCUACAGCGUCAGAAAUACUUCCUCAGCAACCCAGCUCACCAGAGCAGCGCGGUGGACGAACACUUUUUCAUGAACGAGAGUGCAUCCCAAGUCAAGGAAAUUUCUAAAUACAAACCUCUUUCAAGCAGGACAUCGGUGACUGUGAUUACUGGUGACUCUUUUGACGAAGAACUCCCUGCUCAUCUCAACCAGCUCGUAGCUACGCUUCAGAAGAAGUGUCUGGAAGAGUCUUACCCCUCAGCUAAACACAUUCGUGUCGACGGGGCAGACCGCAAAACGAUCUACAAAAGGCCCUCUGCAAUUAGCAAGCAUUUAAUGAAGAUGAUAGCACAGAGACAGUCUAAAAAACAGAGCCAAUGACAAGGUGCCAAAUAUUGCAACUUUCCAAAAAGAAAGGAGCGUUUUUUUAAUUCAAGCUUUUCUUUAUGAACAGCUGUGCUAUACUUUGGUUUUGGAAGAUGUUUGUCAGGGAGAGUUCACACACAAAAUAUUUUUUUUUUGUAAAAGACAAUUUAUUUUUUGGUUUCAGUUGUAAUUUUGUUCAGUGAAGCUGUAUUUUUUACUUGAUUAAAGGUGUAAUUACAAUACAA
Molecule: messenger RNA, 1531 nt
Organism: Conger conger (European conger)
Lineage: Eukaryota; Metazoa; Chordata; Actinopteri; Anguilliformes; Congridae
Exons: 11
Coding region: 150-1301 (383 amino acids)
Source: RefSeq, a predicted model, not a curated record